Myotis daubentonii (Daubenton's bat) is the source of this 5561-nucleotide messenger RNA. RefSeq names its product SLP adaptor and CSK interacting membrane protein (gene SCIMP). Gene Ontology annotation, cellular component: membrane; immunological synapse; tetraspanin-enriched microdomain. Lineage: Eukaryota; Metazoa; Chordata; Mammalia; Chiroptera; Vespertilionidae. The record is from RefSeq and is a predicted model, not a curated record.
GAGGCCACUCCCAAGUCCAUCCUGCAGCCUGCUCCCACUGUCACUUGGGGCCCAGCAGCCACUGUUCUCUCUGCUUGCCCCUGUGUCACCCCUGGCUUGGAAACCCGCUCACUCAUGUCAUUUUUCUCCAGUUUCUGUUCAUACAAGCCCUUGUUGUGCAAUCCAAUGGAAGAUUUUAUUACAAAUCUUCUGUUUGGGAACAGAAGAGUAUAACAAUUUAAGAGUGAAUAUUAGAACUGUCCUACAGAGGCACUGGUCACUUUCCACUGUGGAGCCUUCCUAAUGGUGCUCCCCAUCUAAAAACAAGACUCUCAAAAUUCUAUCUCCAUGUUGUGAAUUAAGCCCAUGUUGCCUGUUUGAUAUAAAAACAACCGCAUGGGGUCGGAGGGUAAGAGGGGAGAGGUAACCAACCAAAAACCUUGUAUGUAUAUAUGCAUAACCAUGUGCACGGACAAUUAGGUGCUGAAGGCCUGGGGGGAGGGGCAGGGGUGGACUGGAGGGAGUUAAUGAGUGAAAAAAAGGGGACAUACGUAAUACUUUCAACAAUAAAGAUUUCUUUUAAAAAAAGACACAACUUUGCCCUAACCGGUUUGGCUCAGUGGAUAGAGCAUUGGCCUGCAGACUCAAGGGUCCCGGGUUUGAUUCUGGUCAAGGGCAUGUACUUUGGUUGCGGGCACAUUCCCAGUGGGGAGUGUGCAGGAGGCAGCUGAUCGAUGUUUCUCUGUCAUCGAUGUUUCUAACUCUCUAUCCCUCUCCCUUCAUCUCUGUAAAAAAUCAAUGAAAUAUAUAUUUUUAAAAAAAGACACAACUUUAAAAAACAAUAGAAAAAAGAAACCUGCAUGGAAGACAUCUGUAAUACUGUCAACAAUAAAAUAAAAAGUUUUAAAAACUGCUGUCAGUUAUUGCUUUAAAUGGCCUUUCCCCUCCUACUGAAUGUUUGAUGAUAUUAAAAAAAAAGAAAGCAGUGAUUGCAUCUUCCAUUUCUAGAGUGCCAAGUCCGUCCAAAUCAUAUUCUAACCCUCACAAAUCCCCUGAGAAGUCAUAGGGCGUAUCCCUCCCAUACUGCAGACAAGAACACUGAGGCUCACAGAAGGUUCAGUGACUGGCCUGAGGUCUCCCAGCUGCUAAUCAGCAGGGCUUGACCGUGAACCGGUGCCGCCUCCUCCCUAAGCAGACCUAUCCUCACAAACGUGGUAGGUAACUGCCCCCGCCGCCCCAGGAUGCCUUUCACUCAUGCCUCAUUCCUCCACCUCCGUUCUCCCCAGGAAUCCACGGCAAUGGAUUGGUGGAGGGACAAUUUCUGGAUCAUCUUAGCUGUGGCCAUCAUCAUCGUCUCCGUGGUCCUGGGCCUCAUCCUGUUCUGUAUCUGUAGGCGGCUGCUCAGACAAGGAGGGAAAUUGGACAUUGCUAGACCCUUGAAUCAAAGGCUUAACGAUGAAGAAAUGAUGUAUGAGAAUGUUCUCGAUCAAUCGCCAGGUCAAUUGCCCCCUCUGCCACCCAGGGGUUUGCUUUCUCAACAUGAUGCCUCCCCACAGGAAACCCGGAGCGAGCCGCCACCGACAUACUCAUUGGUAAAUAAAGACAGAAAUGUGAAGACAGUUUCCAUCCCGAGCUAUAUUGAGCCUGAAGGUGACUAUGAUGACGUUGAAAUGCCUGCCGCUCUGGAGAGCCAUCAUUUUGAAACAACCGUUUCUUCUUUUUGGCAAGCUGAAGAGAGUUCACGCAGCUUAUUUUAAGACCGUCAGGAAUGGUUGAACGUCUGUGUGGUCGGUCCCGGAUGCAGUGGUAACGUUGUACAGCUCUGUAAGAUAAACACUCUCUGAACCCGAGCGAUGAAGCAAUGUUCCCGAUCAUAUGACUGCAGCCAGAGAAAGAAUGCGGCUGCUCAGCCCUGAAGACUGAGUCGGGCCCUGAGCUUCUGUUGAGUGAAUGUCCAUGGGAAGGACUGCUGGGCUUCAUGGCUCUCACGGGGAGGGGGAACCGCUCUGUUCUUGGCCCCCUUCCCUCUUUCCUUCCCUUCUUGGCUUGGGUCUAAGUGAUCUUCAAGCUUGGUGUUGACUGUGCAGAGCCUCCCAAGUUCCCAUCCCCAGCACCACCGCUAGGAGCACAAGGUCUCCUCUCUACCGGCCCCACCCACCUCCCGUGAGAGCGUCUGUGGUGGUAGUUGGGGCUGAGCGCUCUUGUGUGCAACACCGCGUCAGCCUUGCGAGUUCUUCAAGGGUGGCCAGUGCUUUCUGUUCUUGUGAACCCUCCCCACCUACACACACCUCAAACCCCAGUGUCUCUCUAUGACGUUACCAGACUGACCAUAGACACCCAAGUUCUCACCCAGGUUUUUUCCUGUGCUUCCCAGUUGCACCAGAACAAUCAGCAAAGGACAGACGUUACACCACUGGCCUAAAUGAAGGUGUCAUUUUGCCAUGUGUAUAGUGGGCUACAGGAAUGGUAGGCUUCCCAGGAAAAAUCAUGGGGAACAGGAAAGAAAGGGGGUGAUUAAAUGGCAGAUUCAAGAUGAGAGUUCGGGCUUAAGGCCCUCCUCCAGAGCUGUCAUUAUGGCUUCCUCCCCAUAUGAAGUUCGGUGCAAACAGCGCCAAGCCCCUUCCCUCCAGAUCACUGUCCCUGAGCGUCUGGGAGGCAGCACCUGCAGUGUGACGUGCUGCGGCUAAGGAGGGGCCAGGGGAGUGUCCUGCUAAAUGAGUGCCCUAGUGUGGUCCCUGAGCCUUAAGUCAGCUUUGUAGGUCCCUGUACCCCAUCAGUUAUUUCGAGUUGAUCCACUAGAGCUCUAGGACUUGACACUUUCUAACCAGACUCACAAGACGCCAAUUUCUAAGCAAUCCAUGGGAAAUACAGCGAAUGAGCAGACUUGCAGGGAGAGCAGUUGACCUCAGAAAAGCCUUGGGAGUGACUGUUGGAUGAGCUCCUCCUCAGGAGAUGUCAAGUGUGUUCCUGUUGUAUUAAGCUUCCUCCCUCAGCCAGUGCUGGACCAGCCAGAACACAUCUUCCUCCCAGGUUAACCUCUUUGUAGACUCCAUGGAGGCUCCGGCUGCCUGUCAGUACCUCCUUAUUUCAGACCAGUGGUUCUUUCACUGUGGCCUUCUAGAAUUGUGGUAUUCAACGCACUGAAGAGAGGACUCUUCUCAAAUUAGAGAACGUAGGUUAGCAGGCGGAAGCUUUACAUGUGUAUUACAUGUAUGCUUUCCUCUCAUGCAUGUUCUGUAAGCCAUCCACAUCCAUCUCAACCCCUGCCCUCAUCUUGCUCCAAACACUCAUGAACAACCUCACUGAUGCCCAUGAGCUCAGUACCCCCUCUAUUCUGACGAGUUCCAAGUCACAGACUUUAGCUGAGCUCUCUCUCCUCAAUUCCAGACUGAGUGGCUUCCAGGAUAUCUCCACAUGACUCUCCCCUGUCCCCUCAAGUUCAACAUAUAUAAGAAAGAACGAAUUACCUACCCCGAUUCCAAGGCCCCUGUGCUCUGCCGGCUUCUUCGUUGCUGAAGUCAGAAGCUAGCACGCUAUCUGGAGUCCUUUUUCACCAUGUCCCCACCUCCUGCUGAUUGCACCUCUCAAAGAGCUCUCCAGUCAGUCCACAUGUCUCUGUCACCGUGCCUAGGUCAGGUGUGACCAGCACAUGCCAAGGGAAUUCCAAUAGCCUCCCAGCUGGUCUCCUGCUUCUGGCAUCUCACCCCCAACCCCCUUUCUACAUGGCAGCUUAUAAUUUUCUAAAAUGAACAUCUGACCACUUAAUUCAUUUGCUUACAUCUCUUCUUUACCCAUUAUCCUCAUAAAAAGCUCCAAAUCCUUAAUAUUGAUUACAAGAUUUGUCAACUUCAGGUCAUUGGUUAUCUCUUGCCAACCCUCUCCUUCCCCACCCCCUUGCAACCUCCACUCUGCAUAAAUUUUUGUUCUGGCGAUUUAAAUUGACCUCGUCUGUGGUCUCUCUUGCCCUUAUGGCUAUGCACAGCACCCUCUCCUCUGUCUGGAUCUCCCCCACCUUCUGAUCCUUCCCAUUGCUACUUCGAUCCUUUCCUCACCACCCCAAGUUGGGGUCUGGUGCCCUCUUAGAUGCUCUCCUCUCAUAGCAUCAGCAUGCGGUACUGACCUGUCUGCCUGUCUCUCUCCUCCACUGGACUGAGAGCAAUAUGAGGACAGAGGCUGAAUCUCUCUUCCCCACAUUGUUCUUUCUGUUCCUAUUUAAUGUCUAGGCACUUUGUAGAUGCUCAAUAAAGACGUUGAAUAAAUAUCAACUGAAUGAAUGAAUAAACUCCUCUGGGAUCUCACCACUCCCCGUACUUGGCCCUAUGAAAAUACCUCUGCAUUAUAAUUGCCUGGUUACAUUUCCAUUCUCCUUUUUAAAUCUGGGUCUCCUAUGGGGUGGAACUUGUCUGGCUCACUGUUAUAUCCCCCGUCUCCAGCACAAACCCUGGCACAUGGUAGGCACUUCAUAAUGUUGAACAUUAAUAGAAACUCUAUCAGUUGGACAAAAACAAGCAACAUGUGUAAUUUGGUUGAGAUUUUAUACAUGCAAUAAAGCCACAUUUUUUUGCCAACAAAGUUGUUACUAGUUUGGAUGAUAGAAUUAAAUAUAUCAGGAUUUCACAGGACCUACCGUCUGUGUACUUUAAACCCCACAGGAAACCAUAAGUCAGCCACCAGCUACAUAUAUACAGUAAUAAAAGUAUAAUAUGCUAAUUAGACCAGACGACCUUCCAGAUGAAGCCGGGGCUGCGAGGGAAGCUCAGGUCCCGGGUGCCUGCUGGUGGCCAGAGGGAGGCCGGUGCCAGCAGUCGGGGGAAGGAAGGCCUACUCUUGCACAAAUUUUGUGCAUUGGGCCUCCAGUUCAUAGAUAAAGUUAGAAAUGAGAAGAUAAAAUGGUGAUAGAAGGAGACUUGACUUGGGGUGUUGAACACACAAUACAGUAGUGAUGAUGUGUCAUGAAAUUGUGCACCUGAAACCUGUAUGAUUUUGUUAACCAGUGUCACCCCAGUAAAUUCAAUAAAAAGGAAAAAGAAAUUUAAGAUGUUCCAUCCUGAGCUCUAUGGAGCCUGAAGAUGACUAUGAUGAUGUUGAAAUUACUAUAAAUAUUAAAAACCAUAAUCUUAAAACAACUCCUGGUCAGCCACUAUGGAUUCCACUCUUUUCAGCAAAAGCCUGAGAUUUUUCUGUUGGGUCCACUUCUUUCUCUUGUCUCCAUUGGUGCAAUUUGUGUAGAUCCUCACCCAACUCAGGGGUAGAGCACAUGAUCCAGGCUAACCAAUGGAAGAUUCCCAUUCCCUUGGCCAUAGUGACUGAUCAGUUGAUUCCUUGAGUACCAGGGCAGGUGUUCUUUUUCAUGGGACUUGAAGCUAGACACUCUCAACGGAGAACCUGUCACAGACAGCACUGAGCUGAGAUAAGAAGAGAGUUCAGCCCUAGCUUGUUUGGCUCGGUGGAUAGAGCGUUGGCCUGUGGACUGAAGGGUUCCCAGUUAGAGUCUGGUCAAGGGCACAUGCCCAGGUUGUGGGCUCGAUCCCCAGGAGGGGCCAUGCAGGAGGCAGCUGAUCAAUGAUUCUCUGCCAUCAUUG